Messenger RNA from Symbiodinium pilosum, 239 nucleotides. The record is from the annotation of a GenBank genome assembly. NCBI's taxonomy places the organism in Eukaryota, Dinophyceae, Suessiales, Symbiodiniaceae.
GCUGUCACAAGGCACUCUACUCGGGCUACCCUUCGCCGCUGGGCUUAGGCAGUCCUGCGGCCCUCUCAUCCCCUGGCUGGAGGUCACCUCCUAGUUGCGAGUACGAAGCAUUACGACGUCUGAAAGAUCGUUCUCGAGAUGGGAGCUUCAUGCAGGCGAGUUGGUCUGCGGAAGUCACAACAAAUUCAUCAUCGGGAUCCCACCUGACGGAACCACCGCUCUUUGGCCAGGGCCGCAAG